Messenger RNA from Somion occarium, 2859 nucleotides. The record is from the annotation of a GenBank genome assembly. Lineage: Eukaryota; Fungi; Basidiomycota; Agaricomycetes; Polyporales; Cerrenaceae.
GGGGGGUAGUAGUUCCUCAUCGAUUCUGCGAGUGCAAAGCGUAAAGCGGGGUCAUCCAGACCACUCUCCUCGCUUGUCUCUCCUUACCUUGUCCUCCUCUCAUCUGCCAUCUCGUAUUUCUUUUGUUUCACUUAGAUUCUCCUUUGCGCCAUGAAGGGCCUCAAGAAGACUCUGCUCCGUACGAGCAAGUCGCAAGACUCGGCUUCCUCAAAAACCAAAGAGUCUAAGACGGCUGCUGCGGCCGCUGCAGCAGCAGCAGCAGCUCCCCCUCCUCCACCUCCAAACUCUGCCAAGCCCUUACCACAACCGACUUCUGCAGCAUCAACACUCAACCAUCUUGCAAACACCAGUAAUCACUCGCUUCCUUCUACUAAUGGCUCUUAUCCUUCUGCACGAACCUCUUCUGCCUCUUCUUCAGCUCCUCAACAACCCGACCGUCGAUACUCGGCUCCUGAACGAGCGUCACCCGCGCCGCCUAUCGUUGUAGUCAGUCCAGAUGUUUCGUCCGAACAUCAGGAUAGGCAUACGCUUAACCUCGAUGGCCCCGUUACGCCUCCUCGGGCAAACACUCUCAAUCGCUUGCGAACCGGUCCAAAGGACACUAUCCCGAUCGUGGGUAAGCCUCCGCGGAAACAACGUAGCAGUCGCUUUGUUGUCACCGAGAAGGUCGAGAUUGAGAAGCUGGCACCAUUCUUGGAAACCCCUCCGGGUGAGCGGCCGCAGCUGUUUAUCAAGAAGCUGCACCAAUGUGCAGUUCUAUUCGAUUUCAACGACACCAAUGCCGAACUCAAGGGGAAGCAGGUGAAAACACAAACGCUGACGGAAAUGCUCGAGUACAUUACCACCCAGCGUGGUGUGAUUACAGACAACAUAUACCCCGAGGUUGUGAAGAUGUUUGCUACCAACCUUUUCCGAUCAAUACCCCCACCUGUCAACCCAACAGGAGAUGCUUAUGACCCAGAGGAAGACGAACCGGUCCUCGAGCUUGCCUGGCCGCACCUCAAGAUCGUCUACGAGUUCUUCCUGCGCUUUGUCGAGAGUCCAGACUUCAACACCAACCUCGCUAAGCGGUAUAUCGAUCAGACCUUUGUGCUCAAUCUGCUAGAACUCUUCGAUUCGGAAGAUCCUCGAGAGCGCGAUUUCCUUAAGACAACGCUCCACCGGAUAUACGGCAAGUUCCUCAACUUACGUGCGCCCAUCCGAAGAAGCAUCAACAACGUCUUUUUCCACUUUAUCUACGAAACCGAACGACACAAUGGUAUCGCCGAGCUUCUGGAAAUACUUGGUUCGAUCAUCAACGGAUUCGCUCUUCCUCUGAAGGAGGAGCACAAAACGUUCUUGAUGAGGGUCCUCAUCCCGCUACACAAGGUCAAGAGCUUAUCUAUGUACCAUCCCCAACUGGCCUAUUGUGUCGUCCAAUUCUUGGAGAAGGAUGCUGCGCUUGCGGAGGAUGUCGUCCGAGGAUUGUUGAAGUUCUGGCCAAAGGUGAACUCACCAAAAGAGGUCAUGUUCCUGAGUGAGAUGGAGGAGGUCCUGGAUGUUAUUGAUCCCGCAGAGUUCCAGAAGAUCCAGGUACCGCUGUUCCAGCAACUCGCGCGGUGCAUCAACAGUCAGCACUUCCAAGUUGCGGAACGAGCGUUGUUGUACUGGAAUAACGAGUACAUCGUCAAUCUCAUGAGCGAUAAUUUGGCCGUCAUUCUGCCCAUUGUUUUCCCUGCGCUGUACACUAACUCACGGUCACAUUGGAACCGAACGAUACACGCAAUGGUGUACAAUGCUCUCAAGCUUUUCAUGGAGAUCAAUCCUGAUCUCUUCGAUGAAGCAAUGCAACACUACAAACAACAGAAAAUCGAGGAACAACAUCAUGCCGUCGAGCGGUACGAACAAUGGAAGAAAAUUCGUGAGAAGGCUGUCGAGCACUCCGGUGGCAAGUUGCCUGAAGGCUUUGCGGAGACUGAGCCUCCACCUCCACCUCCUCCGGUGGACGAAUCGGAUAUCAUUGACUUGUCUAUGGACCUCAAUGCUGUUUCGUUAGAUGCGGAGGGACCACUAGGUGAACUGGAUGAGAGUGGAAUUGAACGAGUACCAACGGCGGAUCCAGGGCUAGACCGAUUACUUCCUGAAGUCGGGGACCAUUCGCCUGGUGGGACCAACUUGCAUACAAGGCGGAAAAGUACUCUGCCAGGUGCGUUAACUAUUUCACAUUUCUUUGUAGCCAUUGUUGAAGGGUGUUUCCACUAGUGGACCCCACUGUCCUGAGGGAUCUUCAAGCUCACCGAAGUCUGGAUGACAACGGGGUGCCUCACUCCAUGGACGGUGGACCGUAAACGCCCGCGUCUUGUUCUUUUUUUCUCCCUUGCCUGAGCCGAGCCUCUCUGCGACCCUCCGGAGUCCGAAGGCGUAGGUGCAGGCUAACAUCUCAGUUGUGUGCGCGAGUGCGGACGUUUGUUUGAUUGUUGUUCUGUGCAUGAUAUACAUACUUUGACGAUGCUAUCCACUUGUUCUCUUCCAUGGUACCUCCUCCCGUACAUAUAUUCCCUCCCACGUCCUGUCUUUUCUGUUCUUCCAUCGUGGAUGGUGUUCGUUAACGUCUCUUUACCCCCUCUACUAUAUGUGUCAUUCUUAGCUUCUUUUUUCUACGCCAUAGCCUAAAUCUUCAUUUCUGACUCCUACUCUUAUAUAUACCCGUGGGGAGGCAGAGGCACUGGGUGCUUCUGUGCUGUUCCUGACAAGUCACAAAACCUCAAACCGAAAGUGAUCAAUAUCGGAUGGCCCAUCUAUGCAGAAUUGUAAAGUUAGGUCGGCCCCUUGAGAACGUUCCAUACUUGCAACUUUGGCGCUACUUGUGCUACGUAUUUU